CUUCUUCAAAGGUUAAAGCGUUUGGUUUCCACAAUCAUAUCGAAGAUUAUCCGAGAAGAGUAGAGAAAAAGACAAAGAACCACAAAAAAAGAAAGAAACACAGUUUCAGAAAUGGCUGUCGGUAUAAACGCGAUGCCGGUGACGUUUGCGGCCCACGCGCUGGCUCUAAUAGCGGCGAUUAUGGUGCUGGUUUGGAAUAUCAGUUACAGAGGUGGAUUGGCUUGGGAAGCUGAAAACAAGAAUCUUAUCUUCAAUCUGCAUCCUGUUCUGAUGCUCAUUGGAUUUAUAAUCUUGGGAGGAGAAGCUAUUAUAAGUUACAAAUCGCUUCCAUUGGAGAAACCAGUGAAGAAGUUGAUCCACCUUAUUCUCCAUGCCAUUGCUCUGGCUCUUGGUAUCUGGGGAAUAUGUGCAGCUUUCAAGAACCACAACGAAAGUGGCAUCCCUAACCUCUACAGUCUCCAUUCUUGGAUUGGUAUUGGAGUCAUUUCUCUUUAUGGCUUCCAGUGGGUGUACAGCUUCAUAGUGUUCUUCUUCCCUGGAGGAUCACCAAACCUGAGAAGCGGUUUGCUUCCGUGGCACGCAAUGCUGGGCCUCUUUGUUUACAUACUUGCUGUUGGGAACGCAGCUUUAGGGUUUCUGGAGAAGCUGACUUUCUUGGAGAGUGGUGCUAAGCUUGACAAGUACGGGCCAGAAGCAUUUCUUGUGAACUUCACAGCCAUUGUCACCAUUCUCUUUGGUGCCUUGGUGGUGAUCACUGCUUCUGCUAAGUCUCCCUCUCCGUCUUCCUCCAUUGAUGAUGCUGAUAACUACAGCUAUUCUGCUAUAUAAAACGCAUAUCUUUGUUGCCACUUGUGCUAUUAAAAGAUCGUAUUCUUAUGUGAUGUAUUUGUAGUGAAACACUUUGUGUGUUGUGGUUUCACUGAUUAUGAGUUUGCUACUUCUGGUUUGUGAAAUCUUCAGUAGAAAAUUAAAAUAAGAAACUCUUUUAUAUAUCUUACCUUCAGUCUUCUGAUCCUUAAUAAUUUGAUUUACAUUGUUUGUGACUUGAUUUAUAUGGUUAUUGAUGAAGAAAAUAAAUAAUCAGAAGAAUUACAAUGUGUGUCGUCUCUAUCAGUAUCAAUCUUUUUGUUUUUUGAAACUGAAUCAGUAUCAAUCUUAGGCUCAUGCUUCUGACACUUAGAGCCAAACACAACGUCGUUAAGAGUCCAGUUGUUGUUGUUCAUCACCAUUUCGUUGCAAUGGAACUGAUUAACAUCACCUGUUUCUUGGUAAUCUGAGACGUAUUCUUGAAUAUUUGGAGUUUGGUUGUGGUUAGAGUCUGCCAAAUCAGAGGAAUGAUCAAUGUGGGGAGAAAACCACUCGGAGAAGAAAAGCCUUGGAAUCUCAGGACCAGAAGCGCAUGGAUAGUUGUUGUUGCUUUCUUGUGAUGGAGAUGAUGAAGUCUUCUCUGGAAGUGGGUUGAUGUGUGGAUUUCUUUUCACGCAAGCAACAAGUGAAUCAGAAGAAGUGGAUAUAGAUGUUGCAUGUUGAGGCCUCUGAGACUUGAGCCUCUUUUUCAGAUGAGAGUGCCAAUAGUUCUUGAUCUCAUUGUCUGUUCUCCCCGGUAAGUACCUGGCAAUC
Molecule: messenger RNA, 1620 nt
Organism: Eruca vesicaria subsp. sativa (arugula)
Lineage: Eukaryota; Viridiplantae; Streptophyta; Magnoliopsida; Brassicales; Brassicaceae
Source: the annotation of a GenBank genome assembly